CUCUUCAUAUAUUCUGUACUGUUGUUUGCAAUCCCAAUGUAAUAUAAUAUUUAUUCUGAUUUGUUCUUUCCUAUCCCGCACCCACAUCAAACAUUUCUGACUUGCUUACCAGCCAUUUGCUUUCCCAGUCAAGAAACCUCAGGAAUAAUAGCAUUAGUGUUUCCAUCCCCUCAGUGGUACCAAGCAGCACCGCCGGCAUGACAAAGAGCCCAGUUCUUCCCAGCGAGGGCUCUCUGAGAGGGGGCAGGCAGAAUGAGCAGCCUCUACAACACCACAUGGGCGUAAAAUAUGGCUGCUGCAUAAAAAGGGGACAGAGAGUGAGACAGUAUGUCAUACACAUUGACAAUAAACUGUCUGUUUGUGGGCACGAUGAGGUGAGAGAAAGAGAGAAAGGGACUGUUAUGGCUUUUAGAGAUGAUAGAGAUAUGCAAGGAUUUGUCAGACGAGAGGCUGAAUGGAACAGAAAAUCACUCAUCAAAUCCGUCCCUACUGUGGCAGUCUUCUGCUUUUCAGAAAAUAUGCCUUUCAAGAAGUCUGAUAGUUUACGGGAAGAUUUUGAACCCUUCAGACAGUAUCUUGAAAUAGAUUUUUUACCAUUUAACAUCACUCUUGCACAGAAGAUCGCGCACUACUUUUUGGAGAGGAUAUUUGGAGGAUGAUUGUCUUGUUAGGAGGAAAAUCUUUUAGAAACUUCACUUAAUGCACUUGCAAUGCUCAAUUGUGCACUAAGGUCCAGCUCCUGAGAUCCACGGAUCUUGGCCGCCACAGUUUGCUUUAUAUAAAGGAGAUAGGACAUGGCUGGUUUGGCAAGGUAAGUGGAGUUGGUUUAUCGUUUAUUUGUUUUGUAUGUUUGUGCGCCUCAUAGACAUGAAUGCCCUAAGCGUGUUCUGCUACAGAUCAAAGAUUUAGUGAAUAUAUAGCUGUUUUACCUUAUUAAUACUCUAGCUUUGAUGUUGGACUUGUGUCUUGACUGUUCCCUGUGAGAAUUUGAUGAUAUUUCUGUGUGUAGCAGUGAAUUCCAGAAGCUCUUUAGUAUUUCAUGGGAAUAACUGUGCCUCAUUCAUUCUCAUUCUUUCUCUCUUUCUCUCUACUUCUUUGUCUUUUUGUAACACACAUACAUAAACACACACACACACACACACACACACACACACACAUUAUCCUAAUUACCCUAACUUUCCGUUGAAUGGGUAUGUCCAUCUGUAUGUCUGUGUCUUUGUGGCUGCAUGUUUAUCGACGUCUCAUCUGGUUUUGUGUUGUUUCGUCUUUCUGCAUUUCCUUCUGAGCAUCUUCUCGCAUGAUUCCUGGACUUGAUUUAAACCUUUUUGGCUUUGUUUGUGUGAAAUAUCUGUCUUCCAUUUCCUUCCUUUCUUCCUUUGUACCCAUUUCCUUCAUGUGCACAUCUGUUCGUGUCUAUCUGUGUCACCCUGUUUAUAAUUGUGUGUGUGUUGUCCAUUUUCCCUCUGUUCAUACCUGUAUGUGUGUUUCUGUUGUCUUUCCCUUGUGUGUUUGUGUAUCUGUGUGUCGGUGGGAUGUUAUUCACAGAUAUUGUUGGGGGAGGUUCACUCUGGUCUCGGCAGUACCCAGGUGCUGGUGAAGGAGCUAAAGGCCAGCGCAAGCGUGCAGGACCAGAUGCACUUUCUGGAAGAGGCUCGGCCAUACCGGUCUCUCCAGCAUCCGGCUCUAGUGCAAUGCCUCGCUCAGUGCACAGAGGUCACUCCCUACUUAGUGGUCAUGGAGUUCUGCCCACUGGGUGAUGUUAAAGGUUACCUGCGCAGCUGCUGGGCAACAGAUUCCAUGACCCCUGACCCCUUAAUACUUCAGAGGAUGGCAUGUGAGAUCUCUUCAGGCCUGCUUCACCUUCACAAAAACAACUUCACCCAUAGUGAUCUGGCUUUAAGAAACUGCCUGCUAACCUCAGACAUAAAAGUUAAGAUUGGAGACUAUGGACUAGCACACAACAAGUACAAGGAUGACUACUUUGUGACAACUGACCAGACCUGGGUUCCCUUACGCUGGAUUGCCCCUGAACUAGUUGAUGAGGUUCAUGGUAAUUUACUGGUGGUAGACCAAACCAAGGAAAGCAACAUCUGGUCACUCGGAGUAACAAUCUGGGAGCUGUUUGAGUUGGGGAAUCAGCCGUACCGCCAUUACUCAGACAGACAGGUUCUCAGCUAUGCUGUAAAGGACCAGCAAUUAAAGCUGCCCAAGCCACUUCUUAAGUACCAUCUUUCUGACCGCUGGUAUGAAGUAAUGCAGUUCUGUUGGCUUCAGCCUGAUCAGAGGCCCAAUGCGGAAGAAGUUCAUCUGCUGCUUAGUUACCUAUGUGCCAAAGGAGCCAGUGAGGCAGAGGAAGACUUUGAGAGACGCUGGAACUCCAUGAGACCAAAUACAACCCAUGCUAAUGUCCAUGGAGCCGGUGCACUAGCAAUCGACAUGCCCAUGUCAUCCACCACUUCCUCAUUCCCCCUAUUGGAACAGUUUCCCACUGGAGAUGGCUACCAUUCCGAAUCUGGAGAUGACAUCUUAACGGUUACUGAAACCAGCCAUGGACUCAACUUUGAGUACAAGUGGGAGCAGGCACGGGCUGAACAACACUACCAUUCUUCAUCCACCUCAGGCACUUUGGGUCAAGGCAGUCCCCAUUGUCAGGAAAUCUACUACCCUCCAGGUGGAAUAGUGGGGGGCUGUGCUGUUGAAGGACUCACCCUAGGGGUUUCUCCUUCGUAUUAUGAGUCCAAACAAAUACACACCCCUGGUGUGGUACCAGUCCUGAGUGCUCACAGUCCAUCAUUGAGUAAUGAGUACUACAUUCGCAUUGAGGAGCCAGUACAAAGCAAUAUUGAUAUGAACUUCACCCUGUGUGCUUACAGCCCAGAAUUUGGGGGCAGCAAUGGAAGCUUUCUAACAGGUAGUGGAGACUCUAGGGAGUGUAUGAACUGUCCCCCUGAAGCUAAACCUGACAUUUAUUGGUCAGCGGAUAUGCACAAAAGCAGUGCCUAUGAUUCCGACACCAGUCCUGCUAUGUCUCUAACUAUGGAGCCUCUUUUGGGCCAUGGUAGCCCUCUUAGAGCCUGGGAGUCUGGUCACUAUGUCUCAUACAAAGACAGGGACGGAGGUUACUACUAUGAACCAUCACCUCCUAAGAUCAUGGACCGCUACCUGAUACGAGACCCAACAGAGCCUCCACAAGAGAGCUGGGGGUCUCGAAGCUUAAGACAGGCACUUGGGGAACUGGAGGAGCCUUUAGGUGUCUCACCAUCACUUGGAAGUCCUCCAGAAGGCUAUGCUGAUCCUUACUUGGAGAACAUUCAAGGCUCUAUUAUAGGAAAGAACGUUACAGGAGGAUAUUAUGAUAUGAUGGGCCCUUUGAGGAAGACUAUGCCAGGUAGCCACUCAGUUUGUAUUGACGUGGCUUCAGGUGGAGCUAUAUUUGUAGGACGAGAUGACAGCGACUCAGAGGAAGAGGAAGACAUCUUUGUGGAAAGGAGAGCAAGAAGCUGGUCCACCAGCAAUCCAGCAAAUACAAACACAAGGACCUUGCGUCAAAGGCAGGGGUCUUGUAUCCAAGAUUCAUAUGCAGAUUUCCACUACACUAUGCCAAUGACUGACGUUGAAGAUACAUGGCCAGAAGAGCAGAUCCUGCCAUACCAUAUGGCCAAACCGGUUGACUACUUAGAGGCAACAGUCAAGAGCAACACUUGCCUGGUGCAUGGAAGACAUGUACCUUCAAACCCUUCACCCGAGUGCAGCUCAUAUAUCCAUAUGUGUCAUGAACCCAGAGAGGCUGAAGUAUAUCCUGUGCCAUGUUGUCAAGCUUUGAGCAGUUCACAUUUUGUAGAUCCUCUAACAGGAACACUUGUGAGGAACUGCUUCAUGAUUGACUGUAUUCCAGGGAAACCCAUGACAUUGCCAAAAAAAGACCAACAUGUAGGUGCUGGACCUAUAGUUUCCAAAACAGAGCCAUCAAGGGAAGGUGCCAAACAGUUUGAUGUCUCACAGCAGUAUGUGGAUAUCGCGGUAAGAGAAACAAACUUGAAGCAAGAAAAAGACUUGCAUGAAGAUGCAUCACUAAUGGAUCCCAAAACUGAAAUUAUUGCCAUCACUCCACAAUUGGAGAAAUCCCAAGCAGAGUUACCCAAAUCAGAGCCAGAGUCAGACUUAAGCAAGACAGCGGAUAGUGGUGUGGACCAUGGACGCUCUAGUAUCAGUCUGGUGGAGAUUGAUGACUGCAGCGAUGAUGACAUCACUGAUGUAACCUCAGGGAUUUUUGGUGACUUUACCAUUGAAGUAGAAACUGUUGACUACAUCAAUCCAACAUUCAAGACAUUACAAAAGCAGGUUGGUACUCCAGACUCCAUGGACUCCAUUGACAUACCAUCUACAGCAUGUUCCAGCGAAACACUCAGUCCUGCCUUCAUCCAUCCGUCAAGCUCACCAAAGACAGUGGACAGUGGAUAUGACACAGAAAACAAUGAAUCUCCAGAGUUUGUCCAAAAGGAGCCCCAUGAGCUUCAAGAUUCUAAGGUUUUCAUCCAACCCUUGGGAAAAGUAACAUCUGGGUCUAACUUUGAACAAGAGAUUAUAAGGGCAGAGGAUGAAAAGCUAGAGGCAAACGUUGAUACUGUAAUGGAACUGACAACAUCUGAAAGCAAUGAUGGAGAGCUGAAAGCGCUGAGUGAUAAAACUCCAUACAGAGAUUCGGCCUACUUCUCUGACUAUGAUCCCGGGAAAGAUAAAGAAAGCGAAGAGGACAUCAAUGAACUUGAAGAUCAAAAAGAUGGAAUGGAGGAAAUUAUAGAUAAAGAGGAGCUACUUCCUCCAAAAAAGGAGGCAGAUGAAGAUGAAUAUCUUUUGCCAUCUACAAAUGAAAGUGAAAAAACUCCUGAAAACUCUCAUGAUGUGACUUCAGUUGUUCCAUCAAAGAUCAUUGAAGGUUGUGACACAAUCAGUAGUUUGUCUCUCUCAUCUCCUGAUAUUGAAGUGUCUACCAUAAAAGAUCAUUUUGGUGAUGAUGAAAAUCUUGCUAUAGAUUCAGAUCUUUCUGCAGAGCUUGUACCGUCGGAAUCUGAAGGAUCUAAUUCAGAUGCUUUGCUUGGUCCUGAUGUAAAGCAAGAGGAAUCUUUCAAACAAGUAUACAGUGAAGACAGACUGUCUCAGGAACAAGUCACUUCUGAGGGUGCAGUUGCAAACACCAAUAUUUCAGAGGUCCUUAUUGAUGAGAAUGCAGAAGGCAUAGUCAAAGAUGUGAGCUGUAUCAUGUACAAAGCGGAACUAGCAUCUCAGAAGGAAACAGCAGAAAGGAACAGUUCUCCUACACAUGAGGGACUGGAAUACAGGAAUAAGUACUAUGAAGAAGGAGGACGCAAAAGAAGCUCCACGCGUUCUGGCUCUCCUCCUCCUCCGCUAGAAGGACGGGUAUCUCCCACAGAUGGAGAGGAGGCAGAUGAGGAAGAUGGUGACUCUGAGGAUAGCGAUGAGUCCGAUGAGGAGCUCCGCACUUACAGUAUCCAGGAACAGAGCGAAGAAAGCGAGGAUGAGAUCUUGACCGUACCUAUCAUUGUGAGCGACUGCAGUGAUGCACACAAACUGAGAAGUCUCCUUAAGAUACCAACGCUGCUCAGUGAUACACUGUCUGAUGAAAUGGAGAACAAAAAGAAAGUAGUGUCUUUCUUUGAUGACGUUACUGUCUUUCUGUUUGACCAGGAAAGCACAACCAGAGAGCUAGCAGAUCAAAGUUUUCCCUUGGAUGGAGAGUCAAGCAAACCGAGUGCAAAGGGUAAAGCACAAAACCAGCAGGAAAAGAUCAAUGCCUCCGAUGACUCUUCUGAUGGAAACAUCUCAGAAGAGAGUGCAGGGUUUGAAUGGGAAGAUGAUUUCCCAUUGUUGCCCCUUCCCACAUCUUCUAAGGGGUCUCCACCGGACAUCACUCCAAAGCUGAGCCUAACUAGUGGCAGUACUAAACCUGUGGCACAGGUCUCCCGUUUUACCGUUUCUCCAUCCAGUGUGUCACGUUUCUCCAUCACACAUGUCUCGGAUUCAGAUAUGGAUUCUGCAGGAGGGAGCAGUGAAGAUGGGGAAAAAGAGUGAAUCACCAUACUACUGCCAACACAGAGCAGCACUGACAGACACUUAUUUAUUUUUGUUUUAUUUUUUUAUUGAGGAGAUCACAGUAAGAAUGUUGUUUUGAUCUCUUUGGAAACCCUUUUGGAUCCCAUCAAAGACAGUGCCUCUUAAUGUCAGCAAACACUUCAGAGAUGCCCUUUCAAAAGGGCCCUAGAAGAAAAAUAAAUUAUGUGGGAAUGACUAAAACAUAAUCGGAAACACAAACUAAAAUUUUGCGUAUUAUAAAUGAAACAGAGUUUGGAUGGAUCUGCGUAUGGACCUACUGGAAACUGACUGUGACUGUUUACAACAUCAGAUACUGUAUUUUUGGAAAGUGUUAAAAAGAUUCUAAAGGUAUCACUGCAUCAAAAAUUUAAUGAGCGAAAUGUAACAAAACUAAAUUGAACUGAUUUUUACUGUGAAAUAUCAAUGCAGUGUUGUCGUCUAUAAAAGGAGGGGUU
This is a messenger RNA of Carassius carassius (crucian carp), 6566 nucleotides long. It is a transcript of the gene lmtkb, whose product is annotated as apoptosis-associated tyrosine kinase b. Bases 1633 to 6090 code for a protein of 1485 amino acids. Gene Ontology annotation, molecular function: ATP binding; protein tyrosine kinase activity. NCBI's taxonomy places the organism in Eukaryota, Metazoa, Chordata, Actinopteri, Cypriniformes, Cyprinidae. The record is from RefSeq and is a predicted model, not a curated record. The transcript is spliced from 11 exons. Gene Ontology annotation, biological process: brain development; peptidyl-tyrosine autophosphorylation.